UCACCUCCCCGACUCCUUCCUAUUCCUCUCCCCUCUUCCUGCCCCCUCUCUUCCCCAACUCCUCCUUCCUUCCCCUCCACCCCAUUUUUCUCUUGCUUCCCUCCCUCUUUCCCGGCCGUCCCCUCCACAUCCUCCGACACAGAAGCGGCAGGACACGUGCGAGCGUGGUGACGUCAGCGCACGCACAAGCCGCCGUGCUGCUCGUGGCCUCAGGACCUGGAGCGUGCACGGCCGCCAGAGGCCACGCCCAGAAGGCGGGCGGGGAGCCUGCGCGCCCGGAGGUGUGGGCGGGGCCGGGCGUCCGCCACAGCUCUCGCGAGAGCGCCCGUAGAUGACGCGCAGGAGGGCGGGCGCGCUAGGGCGCCGGCGGGUGUGUUUGAAUCUGGUCCGAGCGCGGGAAACGGCGGGUCUGGGGCGAGGAGGGUUACAAAACAAAUGCCAUUUGAACAGUUUCAUCCGUCAUGGAAAAGCGUGAGACGUUUGUACAAGCAGUGUCUAAGGAGCUGGUUGGAGAGUUUUUGCAGUUUGUUCAACUUGACAAAGAUGCCUCUGACCCAUUCAGCUUAAAUGAAUUGCUAGAGGAAUUAUCAAGGAAACAGAAAGAAGAAUUAUGGCAAAGACUAAAGAAUCUAUUAACAGAAAUGUUGUUGGAAAGCCCAGUGGAUGGGUGGCAGCAGGUGGACGUCCAGCAUCAAGAUAGUAUGGAGACAGAUCAUGGUCCAAAAGUGAAGAAAAGCAUUGAGAUAAUUCAGGCGAUCACGUCUGUGAUUCUGGCCUCUGUGUCUGUGAUCAAUGAGAAUGAGAACUACGAGGCCCUCCUGGAAUGUGCUGUGAUCUUGAACGGCAUUUUAUAUGCACUACCUGAAUCUGAAGGAAAACUCCAGAGCUCCAUUCAGGAUCUGUGUGUCACAUGGUGGGAGAAGGGCCUGCCUGCCAAGGAGGACAUGGGGAAGACUGCCUUUAUCAUGCUGCUGAGGAGGAGUCUGGAGACUAAAGCAGUUGCAGACAUACGUCGGCUCUGGCGUGUUCAUCAAGCUUUGUACUGCUUUGAUUACAGUUUGGAGGAAAGUAGAGAAAUUAAAGAUAUGUUGCUUGAGUGUUUCAUAAAUGUUAAUUAUAUCAAGAAAGAAGAGGGGAGAAGAUUUCUUAGUUCUCUCUUCAACUGGAAUAUAAACUUCAUUAAAAUGAUCCAUGGAACCAUUAAAAACCAGUUACAGGGAUUACAAAAAUAUUUGAUGGUACACAUUGCAGAAAUUUAUUUCAGAGCUUGGAAAAAGGCUUCAGGGAAAAUAUUGGAGGCCAUCGAGAGUGACUGCAUCCAGGACUUCAUGUUCCACGGCAUCCACCUGCCCCGGAAGUCUCCAGUGCACGCCAGAGUGCGGGAGGUGCUGAGUUACUUCCACCAUCAGAAGAAGGUGCGGCAGGGGGUGGAGGAGAUGCUGUACCGGCUGUACAAGCCCAUCCUGUGGCGAGGGCUGAAGGCCAGAAACUCAGAAGUUCGAUCAAAUGCUGCCUUGCUGUUUGUGGAAGCAUUUCCUGUUAGAGACCCAAACUUCCAUGCCAUCGAAAUGGAUAGUGAAAUUCAGAAACAAUUUGAAGAACUGUACAGCCUUUUAGAAGAUCCUUAUCCGAUCGUCCGUUCCACAGGGAUCCUUGGCGUUUGUAAAAUAACUUCCCAGUACUGGGAAAUGAUGCCCCCAACCAUCCUUAUCGAUCUCCUGAAGAAAGUAACUGGGGAACUGGCAUUUGAUACCAGCUCAGCUGAUGUUCGUUGUUCUGUCUUUAAGUGUCUGCCGAUAAUUCUGGAUAACAAACUGAGCCACCCGUUAUUAGAACAGCUUUUGCCAGCACUCAGAUACAGUCUCCAUGACAAUUCCGAGAAAGUGAGGGUGGCGUUUGUGGAGAUGCUGCUGAAGAUCAAAGCUGUGCGAGCGGCAAAGUUCUGGAAAAUAUGCCCCAUGGAGCACAUACUGGUUCGUCUGCAAAUGGACUCACGGCCUGUGUCCCGGCGCCUGGUGAGCCUCGUCUUCAACUCCUUCCUGCCCGUGAACCAGCCGGAGGAGGUCUGGUGUGAGCGCUGCGUCACGCUGGUGCAGAUGAACCACGCGGCUGCCAGGAGGUUCUACCAGCACGCCCAUGAGCACACCGCCUGUACCAACAUAGCCAAACUGAUCCAUGUUAUUCGCCACUGCUUGAACGCCUGCAUCCAGAGGGCACUUCAGGAACACCAGGAGGACGCUGAGGAGCGGGAGAAGGAAAACGUGAGCGUUCUGGACAAAAUGCUGUCGGUGAACGAUGUUGCGUCCAUGGCAGGUUUGCUAGAAAUCAUCGUGAUUCUCUGGAAGAGCAUCCAUAGAAGUCUGGAAAACAACAAAGAGGCCAAGGCCUACACUGUCAGCAAGUUCGCCUCUGUGCUUCCUGAGUACUUGAAGGUAUUUAAGGAUGAUCGCUGCAAGAUCCCGUUGUUCAUGCUGAUGUCCUUCCUGCCAGCGUCUGCUGUCCCUCCGUUCAGCUGUGGCGUGGUCUCCACCUUGAGGAGCCAGGAGGAGGGCGCCGCGGACAGGAGCUACUGCACGCUGCUGGACUGCCUCUGCUCCUGGGGGCAGGUGGGCCACGUCCUGGAGCUCAUCGGCGACUGGCUGCCCCAGGAGCGGCCCGCGUCCCAGAGUCACUCGGCAUCCAGACGCAAAGUGCAAAUCCAUGACACACGCCCGGUGAAACCUGAGUUGGCGCUAGUUUACAUGGAGUAUUUGCUGACCCACCCAAAUAACCGGGAGUGCUUGCUCUCUGUGCCGCGAAAGAAACUUAACCAUCUUUUGAAAGCACUGGAGACGUCAAAGGCAGAUCUGGAAUUCCUUCUGCACUCGCCGGGUGCGAAGCCCCCUCACUUCAGCGAAGCAGCCGCCCUGCGAGCCUUCGGUCUGCACUGCCGGCUGAGUGUUCAUCUGCAGCUCAAGUUCUGCUCAGAAGGGAGAGUCCACCUGUCCAUCUUGGAAGACACUGGGUUUUGGCUAGAGAGCAAAAUUUUGCCUUUGAUUCAAGACCAAGAGGAAGAACGUCUGAAGCUUCAGAGGGUCAUCUACCAGCAGAUCAUCCAGACCUACCUGACUGUUUGUAAAGAUGUCAUCAUGGUCGGGCUCGGAGACCCCCAGUUCCAGAUACAGCUUUUACAGCGGAGUCUUGGAAUCAUGCAGACAGUGAAGGGAUUUUUUUAUGUCUCACUGCUUCUUGGCAUUCUGAAAGAGGUAACAGGAAGCUCCUUGAUUCAGAAACCAGACCCAGAAGAGGUCGUUACAGUGUUGUACGACACAGUACAGAAAGUGUUCCAGAAGAUGCUGGAAUGUAUUGCGCGGAGCUUCAGGAAGCAACCGGAAGAAGGCCUGCGGCUCCUGUACUCUGUUCAGACCCCUCUUCACGAGUUCAUAGCCACCGUGCAGUCCUGGCACCGGGACAUGCCUGUCCACCGGGGCAUACUUUCCACUCUGAUUGCUGCGCCUGUUGUUGAGAUGAGUCACCAGCUACGGAAGAUUUCUGAUUUGGAAGAACUCACCCCACCGGAGUGCCUUUCCGACCUUCCUCCGUUUUCACGGUGCCUGAUAGGAAUCGUAGUAAAGUCUCCAGAUGUGGUCAGGUCAUUUCUGGAUGAGUUGAAGGCAUGUGUGACUUCUGGAGACAUCGAAGGCAUCGUGUGCCUCACAGCUGUUCUGCAUCUCAUCUUGGUCAUCAACAAAGGUAAACACAGAAGUUCCAAAGUGAAGGAGACUGCAGCCACUGUGCACAGAAAGCUGAAGGGCUUCAUGGAGAUCACCCUGGAGGAGGACAGCCUUGAGAGAUUUCUCUACGAAUCAUCCAUGAGGACCCUGAGGGAGCUUCUGAACUCGUGACCAGGCCCCCACCUCUGGACAUGUCCAGUAGGGAGAAGGACUCAGGGAGAGUGCAGCAGUGCGUGUGUAGGGAAGGGUGGUAGCCGGAGUGAGCGGGGAGCUCAGGCUCAGCGUGUGCCCAGGACCCGCACAAGUGGGGGUCCUCCGCACAGAGGAGCCCGUGUCAGCGGUGCCGGAAUUCACGGUGCAAGGGGUAAAAAGGACACUUUUCCAGCAAACCUAGUUGUUUUAAAAGUGAUUUUUAUAUAUAUUAUAUUGUGUGCAAACCAUGAAUAAUAAAGCAGUGACAACA
Molecule: messenger RNA, 4176 nt
Organism: Sciurus carolinensis (gray squirrel)
Lineage: Eukaryota; Metazoa; Chordata; Mammalia; Rodentia; Sciuridae
Gene: Ncapg2
Product: non-SMC condensin II complex subunit G2
Exons: 28
Coding region: 462-3884 (1140 amino acids)
Biological process (GO): mitotic sister chromatid segregation
Cellular component (GO): nucleus; condensin complex
Source: RefSeq, a predicted model, not a curated record